CCCAUCAAUUUAUUUCUGAGAUUAAAUAUAUACAAGGUAUGUACUUGCUCCUUUUUGAGAGGGAGAGAGUAAUUGCAGCUUGCAGUGGAGGGUCAGUUUCCCCUGUUCCAAGUCUACACAUUCUACUCCAAAAAUGCCUCAACAUGGAAGAUUCUUCCAUACAGAACAGUCUGUUAACUGAAUUUAAAUAUAUUCGCCUUCACUUCUUUAACAGUCUCCUAUUUGGCAGAAUGGCUAACUCUUUCUUUUCUCUUGCAAAAUAUUCACACCAUGCAUCAGAAUAGAUAAUGCAGAAAGGUGAGCUACUUCAUUAGGUCUGUUCAGAGUGACUGCAGAACAACUGGAUUUCUGAGGUAGGGAAGUUUUUUUUCAGAGGUCUGAGCCACAAGUGCCACUUGGAACCACUGAAAAAUGCCCAAUAUCAGAUUAGGAAGAAUCCUGAGGAGUGAGAGCUAUGCCAUCACACCGCACUUACCUAUACAGAAUAUGGAAGCACUACAGACUGAAGGUCAUGAGAUUUGUCUGGAAACUUCAUUCCCUCUUCCAUUACCUAAGCCUUGCUCACAUCUGGAAUCAUCGCCAUCUCCCCCCAGGCUUCCAGCAUCUGAACUCCAGGUCCAUGCUCUUGAUAGAGGUGAUGCUUCUGUUCCAGCCUGUCUUAGAUCCCAGGAUGACAAAGAACUGGAAAAAACUGAGCCAGAAAAGAGGCCAAAGAAAGUCUCACAAAUCCCAAUCAGGAAAACUGUUCCUAAGCCAGACCCUAACCUUACUCCAAUGGGAUUACCCAAACCAAAAAGGCUUAAGAAGAAAGAAUUUAGCUUAGAAGAAAUUUACACAAACAAGAACUACAAGUCCCCUCCUCCAGCCAGGAGCUUGGAAACAAUCUUUGAAGAGCCCAAGGAGAAAAAUGGAUGCUUGAUCUCUGUCAGCCAGCAGAAGAGGAAGCGGAUUCUGGAGUUUCAGGACUUUACUCUUCCUCGGAAAAGGAAGAGACGAGGCAAAAUCAAAGCAGUGGGUAGUUUCACCCGGGCAAAAAAAGCUGCACUCCCGAGUGCAGAGUUAGAUGCUCUUCUGAGUCAGAAGCUAAUGGACCUUGAUGCCUUCUUUGCAAAUGAGGCUGAACAGGAGCAGGCCUCUGAGGGAGCCAUUUAGCUGAAAAUGGUCCAGUCAGCUCCUUUAGUAUUUUAGUCUUUUCGGGAGAAACCUACUGACUUCUUCAUACAUUACUCUGCCACUCUGCUCUAAUAUGUGAUGAGCUGGUUUUGGCUGUGGCCCUCAUUAAGGUGCUAUUUUGUUUGGUUUUUCUUUAAGUUAUUAUUUUUUUUUAUGCUAUUGAAGGGAUUCUUUUAGGUCCCUGUCUGAGUGUAACACAGCCGCAUCCAAUUUACCAUUCCUUUCCCAGCCCCUGGAAAUUACUGCUAAUGUUUAAUUACAUUUAAAUACUUUAUGGGGGGUAGAGUAGGAGUAUAAAGGAGGAAGUAGUGCACCUUCAGUGAUGCUAGAACUCUGAACUUCAGAUCAUUUGCACAUUUGAGUCUGCUGUUGUUACUGUAAUGGCUAUUUUGAACAACCUGACAGAAGAGAUAUGGUAUUUGAUAAAGAUAAAUUCUAGCAAACACAUUCUUGAUAUGCCACUAACUUUUUAAUAAUUAAAAGUAGCUGUCUGGGUUUGCUUUCAAUUGUUUGUUCCUUCUGUUUACUUAGAAGGUUCCUUCUGAGUUUCUCUGCCCUUCCUGGCUUCAGGCAGCAGAAGCCCCACAUAACUAGAUUUUAAAUAACUUGCACUUUGUAUAUGUUUCUUUAUUUGCUGUAUGAGGACAUAUUUUAAUAUGUCUGAGCUCAAAAAAAAGGUAAUACUGUAAGAAAAAAAUGUGCCCAGUACUAAUUUUUCCCUAAUAGUAGAGUUGUUACCUACCUGGUUGAUGGCAGCCUCUCCCUCCAGAGGAAAAGGUAAUUAGCCCAUGAGGAUGUUAAGCUGCAGGAUACAUAAGUAAAGAUUUUUAUUAACUGAGCUGAGCUGCUGCAUGCAGGGAACACCAGCAAAAUCUGAGGCUCAUUUUUAAGUGAUUUUAAUUCUAUUAAAAAUACCAACUUGAUUUUAAUGCCAACAAGAAAAUAAAUCUUUUUUCUAUCUUGAGAGGGUUUUCUAUCAUUUUAGAUUUACAAUUCAUUAAUUCAUGUAGCUCAUAAUUAAACAUGUAUAACAGCACUGUUGUACAUAACAGCUAGUGUUGUUCAAAGAGCCUCCUGGCAUGUGGAAUUUUCUGUUUCAUUAUGUAAGGCCAUUUCUAAUUAUCUGAUGCAGCACUGGGCAAUUUCCCAGCUAUACCAUGUGAGGGAAGGGAGCUCCGCUCUUGGGAUAACUUCACACUUACUUGAAGCAUAAUUCAAAAUGAAUGCUAGCUGCAGUUCAGGUAAUUUCUGUCCUUUAGUGCCUAUAGAAGUUAUUCAGGCAAAGCAGUCAUUGCUGGAAUGCUCAAAUUACUCUGUUCUUUCUCUCACUUGUCACUUGAAACUUGCACUUUCUUAUUUCCCUACCCAUAGAACAGAGUUUCUAUUUACCUUCAAACUAAGCAAGUGUCUAGUGGGUGGGUAUUUUUAGUGAAGUCAAAUAAAUGCAGGACUGAGGAUACCA
Pezoporus flaviventris is the source of this 2635-nucleotide messenger RNA. It is a transcript of the gene PRR14L, whose product is annotated as proline rich 14 like. The record is from RefSeq and is a predicted model, not a curated record. Lineage: Eukaryota; Metazoa; Chordata; Aves; Psittaciformes; Psittacidae. The transcript has 6 exons. Bases 412 to 1152 code for a protein of 246 amino acids.